UUUACCUCUUGUUGAGAGCAGAGGAAGGGAGAGACAACCAUAGGAAGUGAAGGGAUUUCACUGGCUUGGGCUACUGGCAGUGGGGUCUACAUACAGGAGCUAAUCUAUGGAUCCAGGACCUCCAGUGGUGUCUGGUAGUCAAGUAGCUGGAGGACUCUACCUGCCUCUCAGUGACAAUGAGCAGAAACGAUACUCAGAGCUUUUCUCCCUGUGCCAAGUUGAAGGAUCCUCACGACUGGCAGCUGACAGCAGCAAGGUGGCAGAGCUGUUCAUGGCAUCCCAUCUACCUGCUGAAACUUUACACCAGAUCACAGAACUGUGUGGUGCAAAACAUGUUGGUUUCUUCGGUCCACCUCAGUUUUUUAUUGCAUUGAAAUUAAUAGCAGCAGCACAAGCUGGUCUUGCAGUCCACAUGGAGAACAUCAAGUGUGAAUUACCACUUGCUUGUUUUCUUUCUAUGAAAUUUGACAACGUAAAAUAUGGGGCUCAAUCACCAAAUGUAGAUGCACAACAAUCGAAACAUACUGCUAGUGAGAAAGGCCCGCUCCAUUCCUUUGGUGAAGGAGAAACAAAGCCAGAAGCCAAGACAUUUGUUACAUCACCUCAGAAAUCUCCUUUCUCAACAUCCCCAGAAUAUGUGCAUAGGAAAAGGCAAAGUAGUCCUGAGCACCACAGUGGAGCAGCAUACGAGACUAGACAACCUGCUCUACUUCAGCAGGAUGGACACUUGCCGCUGAACUAUGGAAGCCAACCUGCACCUCUGCAGUCUUCUAUUAGCCGGCAGUCACUUUCUGUGGAAAAAGAAUCACAGGACAGUUCAGAGAGUUACUCCGAGGACCCCUGGAGGAUAACAGAAGAACAACGAGAAUAUUACACUAACCAGUUCCUAUCUCUUCAACCUGAUCUGAAUUCCUUCAUUUCUGGUUCUGUAGCAAGAAGCUUCUUUACCAAAUCAAAGCUUUCUAUCCCAGAACUUUCACACAUUUGGGACCUUAGUGAUGUUGACUGUGAUGGUGCUUUGACAUUGGCAGAAUUUUUUGCAGCUUUCCACCUUAUUGUUGCUAAGAAAAAUGGAUACGAUUUACCAGAUACACUUCCCAAAACUUUGCUGUCUGAAAUACUUAAACCAACACCUGUAAAGCCCAGCACAGAUGGUGUAUAUGAGGCAUACCGUGGAACUAACACAGUUUGCUCCGCUAGGAAAGAGCUUGAGACGGUCUGUGAAGAUCCGGCUAACUCCGAGCCCCUGAUCCUCUUUGAUGUGGAAACUAGUAACAACAAGCCAAAGACCACCACAGAAGUACCGCCUGGUCAAAAUGCAUUAAAGGAAAACACAGUGAAUCACUUAGAAGCUUUAAAAGAAAAUACCAGAAUUCAUCUCGGACCAAGUGAAACAAUUAAGUUCCAGUCUUUCAAGACAGCUGUUCACCAAGAACCACAUAAGCAUACAACAAGGCCACGAUCUAGGUCUUACUCUAACACUUCAAUUGAAGAGACCAUGAAGAAAGUUGAAGAGCCUCCAACUCCGCCCCCAAGACCACAGAAAACACAUUCAAGGGCUUCUUCCUUGGAUCUGAGUAGAAUAAUACAACAUCAUUCCCCAGCUCCUCGAGGUGGAUGGAUACCACCUCCUCCUGCACUACCUCCAAGACCAUGUGUAUCACAGCUUUCUUAUCCCAGCACUAACACUGAUCAAAAGAUACAAAUUCAACUACCAACUUUUGCAGACUUCAAGUCACAAGAACAGAAUGAACGAGGAGUCGAGAUUGAUUUACAGACUAAUAAAAUGCUGCCCCAGACAGACGAAAGCAGUCCUGCCAAGAAGGAGAUUCUACUUAACCAACCACCCACAAAACCUUUAAGAAGAAAAUUCCAUGCUGAAAGCCAAGUGCUGGAAAAUCACGACUUGUCCUCAGCAUCAAGUGUGACCUCAUCUGCUGCAUCCCUAAAGUCACAUCCUGCUGUCCAAAAGCAGCCUUCCAAGCAGAAGAAAGCUAUCCAGACAGCCAUCCGUAAAAACAAGGAAGCCAAUGCAGUCCUGGCCAGACUGAAUAGUGAACUUCAGCAGCAACUCAAGGAAGUCCAUCAGGAGCGAAUUGCCUUGGAAACCCAGCUGGAGCAGCUUCGUCCUCUGACUGUGUUAUGACAUUUGCCCCCCUGGAAGAUGUAACAGCAAUGUCCUCAGUACAAGGUUAUUCUGCAGUGCACGCAUCUAGUAGCCUGGUUGUUAUUCUUGUUGUUAUAUUCGUGGCACUGAAGCCAGUUAUUUUUUGGAAGGAGAUACAGCGUGUGCCAUUUACAUGGAGUACUAAAGCAAAAAAGAAAAAACUUAAGUAUAUCUUAAAGUCAUUUAUCUCUAAAAACACAUCUGUACGAGUGCACAUGGACCAAUGAGCCUGAGAUCAUGAAUGUUGAUGGACAUCUAAUAAGACACCAAAGUUCUAGUGAAGCACGUCCACUCUCACACCUAGAUGUGUGGGGAGUUCAUUGAAUGUAAAGCUGAACAUGGUAUAAUCCAGCUUUUGGAUCUUCCUAAAUAACCUUAUUUUUUAAAAAUGUUAGUAUUAGAGGACUUUUUCAUUUUUAGCUUAAAGUGAAUCUGUGAGCUUUGUAUUAUAUACAGAGCUGCAGACACAAGCAGGGAGGUCAUUAUAAUAUUGAACGAUUAAACAACUAUGCUAUAUGCAUAUAUAUAUAUAUAUAUAUAUAUAUAUAUAUAUAUAUAUUUACUGUGAUGGGUGUUUUAUAAAGUUAAUAAACUGCUCAUGUACAGCUACAGAGUCAGAGAGGUGGUCCUGAGCCACAGCAGCAUUCCUCCUCCUUCUCAGCCUACUCCCCACCCCCCUGCUUUCCCAGAUUGAUGUACGCCCAUCACAGUAAAUAAGGAAAUGGUCUGUUUUAUCUUACCAUGACCCAACUACUGGUAUCUGCAGCUCCGUACCUUCUACAGAGCUGACAAAUUCCCUUUAGGGAAUCUAGAAAUGCAUUUACAGAUGCCAUGCAAGUAAAUGUGCAUAUGGAAUACAAAAGGUUAAAGGACAACUGUGGUGGAACACUUUUAUAUAUGCCCGUGCCUCAAAAAUAAACAAAAU
Molecule: messenger RNA, 3092 nt
Organism: Hyla sarda
Lineage: Eukaryota; Metazoa; Chordata; Amphibia; Anura; Hylidae
Gene: REPS2
Product: RALBP1 associated Eps domain containing 2
Exons: 20
Coding region: 107-2146 (679 amino acids)
Biological process (GO): endosomal transport; endocytosis
Cellular component (GO): cytoplasm; plasma membrane
Molecular function (GO): calcium ion binding; protein binding
Source: RefSeq, a predicted model, not a curated record